AGAUUGAGGAGUUGAAUACAAUGGCAAAGGAGCAUGAAAACAAUCCAGUUCAAAUACCAAGUGGGGAACUGAACAAAUGUACUUCAAAAGAACUACUAUGUGAACACAAGGGUAGUUCUGAGUCCUAUUUUGCACUUGGAUUAUGUGAAACAUGUUACAAGGAGUUUGAUAAACUAUCUGGUGGACUUGGUGGUGGUUUGGAUCCUCCUGCAUUCCAACGUGCGGAGAAGGAGAGAAUGAUAAAAUCACAUUCCAAGGAAAAUUCUAAUCAAUCACACAAUUUGGUGGAAGAGUCAAACAAUGAAUGCAGGAGCCAAAUAGAAGAAUUACAUUCCUCAGUGCCAGAAAGUAUUGUGAUUAAUGAAAAUGUGGCCACUAAAGAUGGUGAGCAUGAUGAGUCACAUAAAGAAGAUGAUCUGAACACAGAAACUCAAAAUGAAUCAGAAAGUCUUUCUGAUAUUGAUGAUCAUGAGGUUGAUGGCUACCUUCACAGUGAGGAGGAAAAGCACUACAAGAAGAUUUUAUGGGAAAACCUGAACCGUGAGUAUCUUGAGGAACAAGCAGCCAAGGAAGCAGCUGCCGAAGCUUCUAAGAAAGCUUUUGAGGCAAAUUUCCAAAACUGUUCUGAGGAUUUGCUCGCAGCUAGAGAACUUGCUGAAUAUGCUAGUGCAGCCGCAGCAAAGUCCAGAAAGGAAAUGAAACAAAGACGAGCUCAAGAGGCAAAGAGUUACGGUCCUGCUCAAUCUGCUGUAGAUGCCACUAACCAAAUGUUGAGAACCAAGGUGUUUCUAUUAAAAAAAAUACCUAUGCAUGUUUUGAUAUUCUGUUUGUUAAACUCAUUAUAAUGGCUUGCUUUUUGUUCCAACAC
Cajanus cajan (pigeon pea) is the source of this 868-nucleotide messenger RNA. Lineage: Eukaryota; Viridiplantae; Streptophyta; Magnoliopsida; Fabales; Fabaceae. The record is from RefSeq and is a predicted model, not a curated record.